AUGUACCGAGUUGCAGGUCCGACGGAAUUUCUGGCUAUCACAGGCCGUGGAAUCAAAGAUGUAAAGAUCGCGAAGAAGGCUUUUAUAUGGCCAAUAUUGCAGAAGUGCCGUUGCUUUGAUGUCUCCCCUGUAAUCUACAACUUGGACUUGAUAGCUAUGUCGGUAGAGAAACUCUUAUUCGCCCCCCAAGGAGUCUUCAUCGUCGGCCCCAACAUCCACGACAAGCACGCGCUUCUCCUCUAUGCCAAGCUGAUCCUCCCCGAGAGAGAGAAGGACUCCACCUAUCUCCGCCGGCAUCUGCGGGGUUUUAUUGAGGGUGAGACUCGUGCUCUCGCUGCUUCCAUGACUAUGGAAGAGAUUUUCAAGGGCGCAGUCGAAUUCAAGAAAGAGGUUUACAACAAGGUUCAGCUUUCGCUUAGUGAGUUUGGUCUCGUCAUCUACAACGCCAACAUGAAACAGCUUAUUGAUAUUAAAGACAACUGGUACUUUUCCUAUAUUGGACAAAAGAUGAAGACGGAGGCUGCCAAUCAAGCCAAGAUCGAUAUCGCUGAAGCCACCAAAAAAGGAACCAUUGGUGAGAAGCUCAGGCAGGCUCAGACUAUCCAGAAUGCUGCACAGAUUGAUUCAGAAACUAAGAUAGUAAAAACUCAAAGGCUCGCAGAAGGAACAAAGGGGGAGAUUAAGGUUAAUACAGCGUUGAAAGUAUUUGAGAACCAAAAAGCAAGUGAUGUGCUACAAUCAAACAAUGUGUUGGCAAUGAAGAAGGCUAAGUACGACAAGGAGACUCAACUAGCAAAUGUCGAGGCUAAGAAUGUCGUUGAUAUAAGGGAGGCUGAGCUGAAAACCAUCCUGGAGAAGAGGAAUGCGGAGGCUCAAACCGAGAAGCUAAAUGCAGAUUUACUGAGUAAGGCAACAGUAAAUUAUGAGAUCAAGGUUCAAGAAGCAAACUGGGAGCUUUACAAGCAACAAAGAGCAGCAGAUGCUAACUUUUACGGGAAACAAAAGGCUUCUGAGGCGCAGAAAGUAAGCGCGGAGGCGAGCUCCUUUGCACGACAGCAAGUUUCGGAUAGUGAUCUUUAUGCCAAGAGAAAGGAAGCUGAAGGAAUCAUUGAAAGAGCAAAUGCUGAAAGAUUAUAUCUAAACAAACUCAUGAAGCAACUGGGAGGGAACUAUUUGGCAGUAAGGGAAUACAUGAUGAUGAAAAACAAUACAUUCCAAGAGAUUGCAAAGAACAACGCACAAGCGAUUAAUGGACUUAAACCGAAAAUUAGCCUUUGGUCACAAGGCAACGAAUUGGAUGAUGAUCAUGAAUUGAAUGGUGGUGGGCAGAUGAAAGGUAUUGCCGGGGUGUAUAACAUGGUGCCUCCUUUGCUAAAGACUGUACAUGAGCAGACAGGGAUGCAUCCACCAACUUGGCUUGGUUCAUUACCAAACGCCAAUAGUGUUUAA
Molecule: messenger RNA, 1449 nt
Organism: Morus notabilis
Lineage: Eukaryota; Viridiplantae; Streptophyta; Magnoliopsida; Rosales; Moraceae
Product: flotillin-like protein 3
Exons: 3
Coding region: 1-1449 (482 amino acids)
Biological process (GO): protein localization to plasma membrane
Cellular component (GO): plasma membrane raft; plasma membrane
Source: RefSeq, a predicted model, not a curated record